Messenger RNA from Cygnus olor (mute swan), 690 nucleotides. RefSeq names its product translocase of outer mitochondrial membrane 5 (gene TOMM5). The record is from RefSeq and is a predicted model, not a curated record. Lineage: Eukaryota; Metazoa; Chordata; Aves; Anseriformes; Anatidae. Bases 76 to 231 code for a protein of 51 amino acids. The transcript is spliced from 2 exons. Gene Ontology annotation, cellular component: mitochondrial outer membrane translocase complex.
CCGUGCGCAUGCUCGGGGCCCGCCCCGUUGCCGCCUGACCCUGCUCGGCAGCCGUAGCGGCGAGGGGCCGGCGGCAUGUUCCGCAUCGAGGGGCUGGGGCCGAAGAUGGACCCCGAGGAGCUGCGGCGGAAGAUGCGCCGCGACGUCCUCGCCUCUGUCCGCAACUUCCUCAUCUACGUGGCGCUGCUGCGGAUCACUCCAUUCAUCCUGAAGAAGCUGGACAGUGUAUGAAUGCUUAUGAGUUGCGAAGAAGACACAGCUUCUGAAAACAUUAAAUGGACUGUAGCUGCUUUCCCUUUUUUGUUAAUUAAACUUUGUGCCAGAGACAGGCAUCCGAUACUAAAUGGUUUUAAAAGUUGACAUUUAAGCAUAUCUGACCUGAGAAUGAUAGCUUAGUUGGGAGUGUGGGGAAGAUGUCUGUUUUUCCUGCAGCUGACUUCUGGUCGCAGGAUACUCUGUGCUAUAGAAAGCAGUAUGUUAUGAUGGAAUACUUCUGGUACUGUUUAAAAAAAAACAAAAAACUCCAUCUUCUUUUUGUAUAAAGUGCUAGCAUCUUGCUUUGUUAUGCAUCUGCCUCUAAAUUGCCACAUUGCUAUCAAUAUUACUGAACCUGUCUGUAUGAGAAAUUAGGUUGUUAAUGAAUCCAACUCAGAAGAUUGAUUUAAAAGAAAUAGAAGAGCAGUCCUAUCA